UUUCUCCAAAACUGGAGGUGAAGUUGUCCUCACAUACUACUCUAUAUAAUUAUAUAAACUUUCUUAAAGAGGAAAUAUGAGUUCAAUAGAACCAAGCACAACACAACUUUUCUAAUUACAAUUUUAUCAGUCAAUAUUAUUAAAGAGGAAAUAUGAGUUCAAUAAGCAAGGGUUGGGCAGUGGCAACAAGUAUUGGAGUAGUGGAAGCUUUGAAGGACCAAGGUGUUUGUAGAUGGAAUUCUGUUUUGAAGUCAAUUCAGCAACACACAAAAAGCAAUCUCAGAUCUUAUUCUCAGGCAAAGAAAAUAUCAGCUCACUAUUCUAACAACAUCUCCAAAGACGAGAAAUUGAAGCAAUCUGAGGAAUCUCUUAAAACUGUCAUGUACUUGAGCUGUUGGGGUCCCAAUAAUUGAGAACCCUCUGAAUUUUUGUAAUAUAGUUUCCUAUCUUUUAGUAAAAUGUUUAUACGGAUUUAAUUUAAA
Cannabis sativa is the source of this 482-nucleotide messenger RNA. RefSeq lists its product as uncharacterized. The record is from RefSeq and is a predicted model, not a curated record. The coding region runs from base 153 to 413 and encodes 86 amino acids. The transcript has a single exon. NCBI's taxonomy places the organism in Eukaryota, Viridiplantae, Streptophyta, Magnoliopsida, Rosales, Cannabaceae.